This is a messenger RNA of Peronospora belbahrii, 942 nucleotides long. Lineage: Eukaryota; Oomycota; Peronosporomycetes; Peronosporales; Peronosporaceae. The record is from the annotation of a GenBank genome assembly.
AUGACGAAGACGUUCCUAAGCUCGGCACUGUGUGGGCUCGUGGCUGUCCUAUCAAACGCUUCAGCCACCACUCUAUUUCCUCACGUUCCAAUUGUGAUGUGGUCUCAGCGGCCCAUUUUCGCCGGAUCCAACACUUAUGUAAGCUUGGAAAUGGAUGAGGUAGCACUAGCAUCGACGUUGGAGACUGUAUUGACGCGUGACAUUACUGCUGACAGUGUGGGCAUGUUGAGCACACCGACGACGUCAUUCCAGCAAGCAGAAAUAAUGUGUUUGUUUCUCUUGCCUUCGCUUGUUUUGGAAGACGUGCCGCAUCUUUCGAAAGGCGCUGGUUCCUUUAUACAGAACGUUGUCCACAACUCAGUUUCGUCGGUAGUAAUUCCACACACGACGCGCACAAAAUUUCUUCUUUCUGAGUUGACAAGCAUGAAGCCACACAUCGUCGGACUCAAAAAAUUGGAUGCAUUUAUUGUGUCUGAGGAGAUACAGAUGCUGCUCUCAAAUGGCAAAACGGACCUGAUUGUGGUGCAACUGCCAGAGACGAUGCCUCUAUCCGACGUAGAUGCCGCUGUUAAAACUGCUUCGAGCAAAUUGAACGAAGCAUCAGAUGGCAAGAUGGAUUUUGCGUUUACUGGCAAUGAUGCCACACCGGUGGUGAUCCAGGACCUAUUUGCUCGGCGUCUUAAUGCUCAAGCCAAGGCUAAAAUGAACUCCACCCAGGCUGCUGCAUUUGAAUGCCAAGAGGGUUACCUGAUUGGAUACAGCGCAGCAGGCAAGGCCUUCUGUUUUUCGCACUACGUGAACAUUACUCCCGACAUCAUGACGGGUCUCCUCGUCGGCCUUCUUUUCAUUUUUAUGGCGUACAUUGGUCUAAGUGUGCUGCACCAGAUCCAGACGCCGCAACGAUACCCAGUGCAGGGAGCACCACGCGGCAAGGAAUUCUGA